Trypanosoma cruzi is the source of this 2586-nucleotide messenger RNA. RefSeq names its product dispersed gene family protein 1 (DGF-1), putative. NCBI's taxonomy places the organism in Eukaryota, Euglenozoa, Kinetoplastea, Trypanosomatida, Trypanosomatidae. The transcript has a single exon. The record is from RefSeq and is a predicted model, not a curated record. The annotation marks the transcript as partial.
AUGGUCGACGGGGCGAGUGCGACACAACGCGACAGCCCUGCUGAUACGUGUCUGAGUCGGUGGAUGCGUUCUUCGGUGGAUGCGUGUCCGCGCAGCCGGCACCGUGUGCGGCGCAGGGCCAUUUUGGCUGUGCGUGUGGCGCUGCUUGUUGUGUUGGUGCUGGCAGCAGCUGCUGCGUGGAUGCCUGCGGUGCAUGCGGUGGUGUUGCGACUGCGGGGCGGCACGGUGGACAGAGCCAUCACGGUUGGCCGUGCCGUGGACACGGUGCUGAUGGACGGCGUUUACAUCACGAACGGCGUGGCUGUGGUGUUCGACGUGCCGGCGAUGCUUCCCGGUGCGCUGCGCAUCGAACUGAGGAACUGCGUGUGCGACGGCGGUGCGCAGAUCUACGUGCGGGGCUACAGCGGCGAGCCGGCGAGUGACCGGAGCCUGGAGGUGAGCGUGAGCGGGCUGUCCGGGAGCUACUGCUCGCUUGUGUUUGUGCACAACCUGCCGGCACACACGAACGUGACGGUCCGCGACUCGACGAUUGUGACGCCGGGGCCGAUGCGCUACUCGCAGCUGAGCGGGCUGACGGACGCGGUGGCGUCGCCGCUUGUGCUGCACGCGACGUCGCUGUUGCAGUCGCAGCUGCGUGUGAGCAACACUGUGCUGAGGUCGUCGCAGGCGGGCGGGUCGGCGGUGUACGUUGGCGGCGGCGUGGACCUGCUGUCGGGCGCGGUGGUGCUUGACGGCGUGUCGCUGGAGGCGUCGGGCGGUCUGACCGCGUCCGCGAUGCGUGUGGCGUCUUUGUCGCGUCUCAGUUUGCGGAGCCACUCGGUGUUCUCCGUGACGGACGUGUCGGUUGUGAGCAGCGGCGGCGGUAUUGUGCUUGGAGAGCGCCUCGCGGUGUUUGAUUCGGUGCUGCGCUUCGUGCGCGUCGAGGGGUCUGUUGCGUCGUCGCUGGUGCGCUGCGACGGUGGGACGAUCGGUGACGGCGGGUGGCUGGACCUGCGCGACGUGUGGGCGGUGGGCGAGGCGUCGUCCGUGGCGUUGCUGUCGGGUGUGAUGCUGAGCGGCGGUGCCGUGUCUACUGUGCGCUGCGCUGCCACCGGCGCGACGCUUGUCUCUGGGCCGACGAUCACGAGCGGCACCGUGACCGUGCAGUGCAACCGUGCCGGCGGCGGGGUGCUACAGAGCAGCGGCGACUACCGCAUGGCCGGCCUGCCCUCCGUGAGCGUGGUGCCGUGCGACGGCUGUGCGGCUGCGCUGGCGUGCUUUGAUGCGCUGACGGCGUCGUUCUCCGACUGCGUGUGCAGCUGCCGUGCCGGCGGCGUGGGCGAGGCGUGCCUGCCGUUCGACGUGCCGCCUGCGAGGGCCAGUGGUGGUGGCGAUACUGCGGAGGAUUGCGUGAGUGGCGUGACGCUGACGGAGUCGGUGACGGUUGGCGGCGGGCGUGCGACGGCGUGCUUCGACUCGGUGGUGUUCAGCGGACCGAUCACUGUGGCGGUGGACCUGCGCUCGAUGGACGCGUUCGCUGACGCACUGAACGUGACGCUGCGCCACUGCGUGCUUGCGGGCGGCGCGCAGCUGCGGAUCGGCGGCCUCAGCGAGAGCACGGCGCACCUGAUGCCGCACGCUUUCGUCAACAUGACGAAUGUGACGUCGGUGGAGGGCACGAUUGUGCUGCAUGGCGCGAUGCCGCUGCACUCGAGUGUGCUGCUGGCGAACUCAACGCUGCGUGCGACGGUUGGCGGGUCGCAGUACGUGCCGACGACCCGUGGCCGUGAGGGAUCCCGGUACGGCCCCGCGCUUGUCCUGGACGGUGUCCGGCUUCUGUCGACGUGUUUUGUCAUGACGCGGUCGACGCUGGUGUGUGGCGGGGGUUCGUGCGCUGCGAUCCUCGUGGAGCGUGGCCUCGGCGUGAACCUGUCCAGCGUCUUCUACAUGGACAACUGCGUUAUUAGGUCGCGGAAGCACGUGAUGUACGCUCUUGCGUCGGACCUGCGUGUUGUUAGCGGCUCCGUGUUCUCCAUACAGAACAGCUCGUGGAUUGCACCGAGCACCGAAUACGACAAAGGCGCGUGUGUGUUCAAGGAUGUUGUGGUGGAUGGCGGCAGCGUAAUGCAGGUUGUGUCCAGCACUUUCCGUCUCGGCCUCGCCAUGCUGAUGGCAGCCACGCUGACCGUGACUGGCGGCAGCUGGCUGGUGCAUCGCAACAACGAGUUCCGCACCGCCUACGUUGUGUACGUGGCCGCCCACCACGGCAUGGUGUUCCGCGAUCAGAGCGUGUGGUCGAUACUUGACAACAACCUCACGUACGGCUCCUAUUCGUCGACCAUCGCAAAUAUGACAACCAAGUGGUCACCACCAUCCGACACGCGCCCGACCAUCUACGGCAUGUGCAACGAGGCAAGGGGCUCACCUGUGACGAAUUACCAGUACGACCUGAAUAUUGGGACGCCCGUGACGGUGCUGGACUGUGGUGCGUGCACGGUGGACGCCGUGUGCUUUGCAGCGAGGACGAGCAGCAUCAGCGGCUGUGAGUGCGUGUGCGCUGCUGGCGGCUACGGUGACACGUGUCUGCCGGCUGCGGUUCCGGACGGC